GUCCGCAUUCCAAAUGAUGCAAGUUCUUCAAAAUACAUAAGACCCGGAUCUAGUGUUUCCAUUCCUAGAUGGAGAAUUAGUUCCCUCACCAAAAACCCUAAGAUCGGAUCGCGUUUGAACAUUCUUGUAGAAACAACGUUCGAUCUCGAACAAUGUUACUGUGUUGCAAUAUCUAAAGGAAAGAUAGUAAAGAAUGUUGCCAUAGAUAUGAUUAAUAAUGAAGGCAUCUUGAGCUUCAUUCCCGACUUCACUUAUGCACCAACUACCAGAUUUGUUUUCUUCUACUAUGAAGAGAAUCAAAAUAUUAAAUCAAUUGAUUAUUCAAUUUCUUUUGAGGACUCAAUACCAAAUUAUCUCGACCUGGAAUUAUCAUCUACAAAUGUUAAACCUGGAACUAGCUUGAAACUUAACAUUGAAAGUGCUCGAGGAUCAAAAGUUUCAUUGAUGGCAAUGGAUCAACGCAUUCUUCUACUUCAGACUGGAAACGACUUAGAAAAUACGGAUGUCACCAAUAGUUUAUCUCCAUACAAUAGACGUCUUCGUAUAAAUUCUUACUACCGAUCGAAUGAAUACAGAUUUGAACUGUCAAAUCUAUUUCUAAUGGAAUUCAAACUUUUAUCUGAAAGGCGAAGCGAAGAAACUCCAGAAGAAUCUUCGACUGAAACACCGGAAGAUUCUUCAACUGAAACGCCACAAGAAUUUUCUGGAGAAAUUCCGGAAGAGUCUUCUAGUGAAAUACCUGAAGAUUCUUCUAGUGAAACGCCAGAAGAUUCUUCGAGUGAAACGCCGGAAGAGUCUUCGGGUGAAACGCCAGAAGAUUCUUCUGGUAACGGUGGAUCAGAAAGGGCUGCUUCACCAAGAGUUCGAAGAGACUUCAAUGAAACAUUCUUAUGGGAUACUGUUGUUGUUAGUGAAGCGAAAAGAGAUGCUGAAAGUAGUUCCAGAAGGUUUCAAGGGGAAACUGAACUGGAGUUCGUUCCCCCUGAUACAAUUACAAGUUAUGUGAUAUCUGGUGUAUCCAUGCAUAGAAGAUUUGGUUUAGGUCUUCCUAUUGCGAAACCGGAGCUAACAGUUUUUAUGCCAUUUUUCAUACUUCUUAACCUUCCUCAUCAUAUCAAACGUGGGGAGAUUUUAGAGCAAGACAUUUUUAUAUUUAACUACUUGACAAAAGGGCAAUGUGUAGUAGUUACCGUUAAAAGAGAUGAUGCUGCUUUUGCUGUUGAAAAUCCUGAAUUUGACGGAUGGGAAGUUGAAUCUGACAUGUACUGGCAACAAAUACGUUCCGAACCAAAUGUUCCAGUGAAGUUACGAUUAGUUAUUCGGCCAGUUGUGCUAGGAUACAUCAACCUUGUUGUCGAGGCUGUAGGUUAUUGGGCUGGUGAUAAAGUUUUGAAAACACUGAAUGUAGUGCCAGAAGGUAUCUUGAAUUCAAUCACAAAGUCAGUCUUGAUAAUGAAGGAACAGUCAACUUCAACCAUGAACCUUGAAGCAUCGUUAACUUGUGCACUACCUACAUCAGCUGUCGAAGAUACUACUUCAACAGCAGCCUUUGUUGUAGGUGAUCUCAUGGGAGAUGCCUUAAACAAUUUGGAAAGAUUGAUAAGACAAUCUUAUGGAUGUGGGGAACAGAAUAUGAUCAACUUUGUUCCGAAUAUUAUGGCUCUAAUCUAUUUGGAUGCUACUGAACAACUAACUGAGAGAAUACGAUCGAAUGCAAUACGUUAUGCGGAAGAUGGGUAUCAAAGACAACUUCGUUAUCGAAGAUUUGAAAGUGGAUCAUUCUCAGGUUUCGGAAAUGGAGAUAGAAGUGGAAGUACUUGGCUGACUGCUUAUGUAGUGAAAUCAUUUUUGGAAGCAAAAGAUUACAUCACGAUUGAUAGUAUUGUUAUUACCCAAGCGUUCACUUUCUUAGUUUCGAAACAAAACGGAGAUGGAAGUUUUAGAGAGGAUGGUAGAGUGUUUAAUAAAAACUUGCAAGGCGGAUCUAGUGGAAAACUCACAAUGACAGCAUAUAUUUCCAUUAUUCUAUCAGAAAAUAUCGCUAAAUAUCCUUCGUACAUCUCGGCACGAAAAAGAUCAUUAAAUUAUAUCAAAAAUUACAUUAAUGACAAUAUUGAUACAAUGGAUGCAUACUCAUUGGCUAUUUGCAGUUAUGCAUUGCUCUUGGAAGGGGAAGAUUCGCAUGAGAUAUCUUAUCAAAAACUUUUAACUAAAAAAACUGAAACUGGUGAUCAUUUGUAUUGGACUGAAUCUUCAACAAUUCCUGAAAACGAUAAACCUUGGUGGUGGUACCAACAGCCUCGUUCAAACGAUAUUGAAAUGACAGCUUAUGCUUUGCUUCUUAUCCAGCGUAUUGACAUAGCUAAGGCUGUAAAAAUUGCUGCAUAUCUGACUUCACAAAAGAACUCUUAUGGAGGAUACGGAUCAAGUCAAGAUACUGUUGUUGCAUUGGGUGCUUUAGCUGAGUUUGCUGCUAGAGUGAAGGGAGAAGCUGCUUCAAUGAAUCUUCAAUUGACACCUGAUCGCGGUUCAGAGUUCAAUGUUGAAAAAGAUCCAGAUGAUAAACUGAAUCGUCAAUCAUUCACAUUGGAUAAAUUUGCAAGAAAAUUGGAUGUUUUCACACUCGAAGGUUCAAGAGGAGUAGCACUAACUCCAGAAGAUAGUUCAGUGGAGACUCCAACAGACAGUUCAGUUGAGACCACAGAAGACAGUUCAGUAGAGACACCUGAAGACAGUUCAGUGGAGACUCCAACAGACAGUUCAGUGGAGACACCAGAAGACAAUUCAUUAGAGACACCAGAAGACAGUUCAUUAGAGACUCCAGAAGACAGUUCAGUAGAGACACCUGAAGGUUCACAAGGGGAACAACCAACACCUGAAGAAACCUUAGAAACACCAGAAGAAUUUAGAUCUAUCACUCCUCAAUCUUCGGAAGAAUCAACUGCUGACAUUCCAGAAGAAGGGAGUGUUGAAACUACUGCCGAGGAAUUUCCAGAAGAUAAUGCUUCUGAAACUGAGUCAGCAACUAAUAAAAGUGGACCUUAUUACUAUUAUUUCAGUAAUAUUACCAACAGUGUUAUCAACAUUUUUCAAAACCAAGUUGCUUUUUCUGAAUCUACAAAUCCCGCAUCAAUUUAA
Clunio marinus is the source of this 3138-nucleotide messenger RNA. The record is from the annotation of a GenBank genome assembly. NCBI's taxonomy places the organism in Eukaryota, Metazoa, Arthropoda, Insecta, Diptera, Chironomidae.